This is a messenger RNA of Macrosiphum euphorbiae (potato aphid), 208 nucleotides long. NCBI's taxonomy places the organism in Eukaryota, Metazoa, Arthropoda, Insecta, Hemiptera, Aphididae. The record is from the annotation of a GenBank genome assembly.
AUGGCCACCAACGGCCACGAUCAUCUAGAACUGGUGGUUUUGCCACCAGACGACUUGGACAUGAGAACAACAGAGGGGAAUAACAUCAAUAACAACAACAAUAAUAACACCAACCCGGUGUUGAGUGUAUGGGACUACCUGUUGAACGCUGUAUUCUACAGUGCCACCUCGGUGUACGAAAUAAUAAUCCUAAGAUAUCGGUGGAGGC